GGACAGAAGAGGGGAGGAGGGAAAGGAUAGGGAGGAACCCACACCAGGGACAUUACAGGGAGAAAGCCAAGUGUCCAUGGAGGAUGAGAGGCUGAGAUGUCCCAACUUCUCAUUUGCUGAAAAUGUUGACCUUGUCCAGGCCAUCAUGGACAAUUACAGUGACCUCUUCGGGCAGGAGAAGGGCAAAGGCAUUCGCCAAAAAGAGAAAAACGGCAUGGUUGGUGGUAGAGGAUGCCGUCAACAGUGUGGCCCUGCAAAGGAGGACUGUUGAGGGCCUUAAAAAAAUGCUAGAAUUACUACAAGAGGCAGGUCAAAGAAAAGAUGGGGCAGGCAGCUAUGCACCAGAAGAGAACAGGAGAUGAUACGUAGGUCCCUGAGUAUCACAGCAGUCUGUGGACUUCCAGGGGCUCAUGACUCAGGGGCUGCAACCACAGCACAUCAUGCUGAACCUCCUGUUACGAGGAUACAAAUAUCCAUGCCUCCACCACCACCAGUCUUCAGGUAACUGCAAGAACAGUAUGCUCCCAGGCAUGAGCAUGGUUGGAUGGCUUCAGUUAAGGACUUGGGAGUGAUGCCACCACCAUUGCCAUAUGACCCCUGGCAAGAUUCCUGGCCAGAGGAAUAGCCUCCCUUUGGCUUUAAGGGGGAGCCAAGACAGCCACAAAGGGUCCAUGUUUUUAACCCCCCCCCCCACAAGACAAUCUCAUGGCAGUCAUGGAUUUUACCCACAGACUAUGUCACAAGAAGUGCCAAUUGGACAGGCUGAGUUGUCACACACUGGUCAUCAGUGGGACUAUCAAUCAACCAUGAGAGCUCCACCAUCCUCAUCACUUGGACGAGCUCCACCAUCUGCAGAUGGAAAUAUAGCAGAAACUACAGCUGCACCUCAAGCACCAUUAGAUGCAGCUGAACUUGCACCACAAGAUCCAGCAGAUGUAGCUGAACCUGCCCCUCAAGAACCAGCAGAUGUAGCUGAACCUGCCCCUCAAGAACCAGCAGAUGUAGCUGAACCUGCCCCACAAGAACCAGCAGAUGUAGCUGACCCUGCACCUCAAGCAUCAGCAGAUGCAGGUGACCCUGCCCCACAAGCAACUAGAAGCCCUGCUGCUCAAGAGCCUGUGGAUGCAUCGUAUUCUCCCCUGGGUGAGGAAUACAUUGCACUCCAGAGGAGGCUCAUAACAAGCACGAGAGCAUACAAAGAGGCCAAGAGAGGUUCUUCAGGAACCAAGAAAGGUUCAUCAGGAGCCAAGAGAGGAUACAACAACGUAGCAUAGAGCUACAGAGGGACAUGGCAGCAUCGUUAAGUGCAAGUGUUCAGAACCAGUCACAGAUGAUGUGAAUUCUGUCUGAUAUGCAGAUGUAAAUGGACAAUAGAUGGAGAGAACAAAAUCAACUCUUGGGUGUGUUGGUUGAGCACUUUACACACCAGCAGGACACUGCCUCCAGCCUAUCAUCUGUGGCCAGCACACCAGCAGAAACACCAGAAUCUUCUCAAACCAGGAGAACAAGGAAAUCCACUACAGGCACCUCAGCUCCCUCAUCCAAGAAGCAAAAAAAAUAAAUAAUAUUCUUAUAGUUCAACAUAAA
Messenger RNA from Bombina bombina (fire-bellied toad), 1587 nucleotides. Its product is annotated as resuscitation-promoting factor RpfA-like. The coding region runs from base 591 to 1274 and encodes 227 amino acids. Lineage: Eukaryota; Metazoa; Chordata; Amphibia; Anura; Bombinatoridae. The record is from RefSeq and is a predicted model, not a curated record. The transcript has 2 exons.